Trichoderma gamsii is the source of this 1110-nucleotide messenger RNA. RefSeq lists its product as hypothetical. Lineage: Eukaryota; Fungi; Ascomycota; Sordariomycetes; Hypocreales; Hypocreaceae. The record is from RefSeq and is a predicted model, not a curated record. The transcript has a single exon. The coding region runs from base 1 to 1110 and encodes 369 amino acids.
AUGGACGUCUCUUACAUUCCUCAUGCCGAGCGCGUCCGCCGCAAGAACCGGUCAUCCACCAAUCUCAACCAUCUCUCGCUUGCUCCUCUGACCACAAAGCUUCCCCUCGAUGACGAAGAACUAUUAGAUGAUGCUGGCCUGCCGAUGCCGCGUCCCAGCACUUCGUAUCUACAAGGCAAAUCCGCUCCCACCACGCCUCGGCUACUCGCCAGCUCCGCAACCAACCCUCGCUCGCGCUCGAGAUCACGAAACCGCACACCCUCUGCUUCAGGCGCCCCAAUCACCAAAAGCAAAUCGUCGUCGCACCUUGCCAGCGGCCAUGCGACGAAGAAGUCCACGUCCGGCACCAUGACCCCCCGCCGGCGGCAUGACGAGGGGCCUGAUGGCGAUUGGCUGCUAAGGACUGGCGCAAUGAUGACGUUUGAAGCGAGAGAAUACAAGGGCCAAUCAUGGCUCAUCUCGCGCCAGAGCUCUACAAGCCUCACAGGCAUCCGGAACAUUGAAGACGCUGCGUUUGAAGACGAGCUCGCGCGAGAACGAGAAAUCACCAGCAUGCUUACAAGCAGACGCGGCAGUCUGGCCGACGACGACAUGUCCAUUUCCGUCAUUGGAAGCAAAAUCCACAGUCGGUCUCAGAGCCGAUCGCACAGCAUCCACGGCAGCCGGAGCCAGCUCAUGACGCCGAUAGAACGAACCCUGGACGAGGGCUCCUACUUCCCCAACCACGAGUCGCUCGCCGGCCCCGACUUUGUCGAUCUCGACGAGAGGCUGGAAGAGCUGGAGCGAGACACGCUCGAAGACGCCGAGGCCGACGUCAAGAGGCUGAUGCGGCGCGGCACCGGGGCCAAGGCCUCGUGGAUGACUGGAUUCAUGGGAUGGUCGCUCUUUUCGGUGGACGAGCACGAGGAGGAGACAGACGAUGACGACGAGUCAGAGUACGACGAGUCACUGGCAGAUUCGCAAUCGCACGUGGACCGCAGUGCUUGGCUGAAGCGUCACGUCGAGGGGCCUUUGGAUCCAGAGGACUUUGUGCCGCCUCCAACGACGGACGAGGGAGGCUGGAGUGAUGCGGCUUGGCUGCUUAGCGUAGCAUCAAAGGUGAUCUUUUGA